Molecule: messenger RNA, 1664 nt
Organism: Entelurus aequoreus (snake pipefish)
Lineage: Eukaryota; Metazoa; Chordata; Actinopteri; Syngnathiformes; Syngnathidae
Gene: zc3h15
Product: zinc finger CCCH-type containing 15
Exons: 11
Coding region: 167-1447 (426 amino acids)
Biological process (GO): cytoplasmic translation
Cellular component (GO): cytosol
Molecular function (GO): mRNA binding; metal ion binding
Source: RefSeq, a predicted model, not a curated record
CAAAUCACAGGUGGCGGUGGGCGGAGCCUCGGCGUCGCGGCGCACUGCUAGCAUCGAGUGUGGAAAAAUUAGCGGCACAAAUCCUCUUUUUUCCUCAAAUAAUCAUCAUUUUAUUCUUCUUUUCACACCUCGGGGGACUGUAGCGCAGGCCCGCGACUCAGCCAACAUGCCUCCGAAGAAGCCGGCUGCGGCCACGGGAAAUAAAAAGACGCAAGAAAAGAAAAAGGAAAAGAUCAUUGAGGACAAAACGUUUGGCUUGAAGAACAAGAAAGGAGCCAAACAACAAAAGUUCAUCAAGAACGUGACACAGCAAGUGAAAUCUGGACAGCAAAACGCCCGACAGGUGGAGGGUGACAAGACCAACAAGAAGACGGACAAGAAGAAAGAGUUGGAUGAGCUCAAUGAGCUCUUCAAGCCCGUGGUCGCCGCUCAGAAAGUCAGCAAAGGCGUGGAUCCCAAGUCGGUGCUGUGCGCCUUCUUCAAGCAGGGCCAGUGCACCAAAGGAGACAAGUGCAAGUUCAGCCACGACCUGUCCAUGGAGAGGAAGUGCGAGAAGAAGAGCGUCUACGUGGACGAGAGGGACGAAGAGCUGGAGAAAGACACCAUGGACAACUGGGACGAGAAGAAGCUGGAGGAGGUGGUCAACAAGAAGCACGGCGAGGCUGACAAGAAACUCAAAACUCAGAUCGUGUGUAAAUUCUUCCUGGAUGCCAUUGAGGGCAACAAAUAUGGCUGGUUCUGGGUGUGCCCAGCAGGGGGCGACACCUGCAUGUACCGCCAUGCCCUGCCGCCCGGCUUCGUGCUGAAGAAAGACAAGAAGAAGGAGGAUAAAGAGGAGGGGAUCUCUAUGGAGGAGCUAAUAGAGAGAGAGCGCUCAGCACUCGGCGCCAGCGUGACCCGCAUCACCCUGGAGACCUUCCUGGCGUGGAAGAAGAGGAAGAGGCAGGAGAAGGUGGACAAAGCGCGAGAGGAGAUGGAGAAGAAGAAGGCGGACUUCAAGGCCGGCAGGUCGCUGGUGGUCAGCGGUCGCGAGGUCUUCGAGUUCCGACCCGAACUUGUGGACGACGACGACGAGGAGGCGCUCGACGCCCGAUAUGCUAACGAGGAUGAUGAGGACGAGGAUGAGGAUGAGGAGACCCACAGCACCCAGGUCCAGGUCCAGGACAUAGACCUGUCCCGCUUCGUCCCUCAGGAGGUGGAUGACACGGGCAUAACUGUGGCUGCCAGGGACCGCUUCACCUCCAGGACCAAGACUCACAUGACGGCUCGGGACAGCGAGCAGUUAAACGGAGCUUGUGGCGGCACCGAAGCCGACGUCCUACCAGGGGGUGAGGAAGAGGAGGAGGAGGAUGAAGAGGAGGACGUGCCGGUGGAUGAGAACUUGUUCACUGGAGAAGAUCUAGAAGAUCUAGACGAGGAGCUCAACACACUGGCAUUGGACGACUGAGCGGGACAAACUUAAGGACCACAAAAGACUGACGGACUUAUGGUCACAUGACUGUUUGACUCCGCCCCCCUGGUGUAAAGAAGUGGUGAACACGCUGAUUCUGUUCUAAGAAAUGCAGCCAGUUCCUUCUUGGAAUCACAUGGAAUGUUGACCUGGAACCAAAGGAGACUUCAGUCUUGGUGUGACUGCAAGUGAUGUUCAUGAAUAAAAUAGUCAA